Molecule: messenger RNA, 4209 nt
Organism: Rosa rugosa (rugosa rose)
Lineage: Eukaryota; Viridiplantae; Streptophyta; Magnoliopsida; Rosales; Rosaceae
Biological process (GO): meiotic chromosome condensation; mitotic chromosome condensation
Cellular component (GO): condensed chromosome, centromeric region
Molecular function (GO): histone binding
Source: RefSeq, a predicted model, not a curated record
ACGACCUCAAACCCAAAUCAGGUAUGGAAGAAACCAUAACCCGAAUAGUCACAGAGCUCGAAGACCUCCGCCACCUCGAAAACCCCACCAACACCCAAUCCCAACCCAUCUCCAAUUCCACUCUCUCCGAUCUCCAAACCCUCUUCGACGCCGCCGACAAUGACCCGGACCCCAUGGACCGCUUCUCCGACGAGCUCGCCGCCAAGUCCCUCUCCCUCUCCAAUCUGGUCCGCCCCAUCGCCGCCGCCAUGGAUUCCGGCCCGGCCCAUUUCACCCUCUCCGCCUCCAAGCUCUACCUCUCUCUCCUCCUCUCCCCCAAUUCCCCGGUCUGCACUCUCUUCACCCCUAUGGCGUUCUUCUCUCUCCUCCAGUCGAUUCGCCGGUCGCUGAAGCACCGCCGCGCCGAAUCGGGUCACGGCGAGCCCGGCACGGGGUCCGGUAACGCGGCAGCUAGGAAGCGGAAGGGAAGAGGCAAAGGUAAGGGUUUGAAGAACAGUGAGGAUUGCGAAGGCGAAGAGAGGGAGUUUGAUGUUAGGGUUUUGUUUUCGGUGCUUGAAAAAUUGGAACUUGUGAUGGAUUUGAUUCAUUUGGAUCGGUUUCCGGAUAGUUUGAAGUCGUUGGUUCAAACCGUGGCUGAAAUUCCAGUCAUGGGGUUUGAGGUGUGUGGCAAUUCUGGUAAUUAUAACAAAUUGACUGAUUUGUGCUCUAGGGUUUUGCUUAAGGUGUUCAAGCCUGAGCAUGGAGACCAUGCCAGCAUUGCAGCUGAGGUGUUCAAGUCAUUGGCGCCGAUGAUUCUUCUGCAUAAAUCGCAGGUGAGGAUAUUUUGUGCGUUGAGUUUUGUGGGGAAUCAGAUGAUGGGUGUGGCUAAGAAUCUUGAGGGGGUGAAGAAAGCAAUGGUGAAUUUUCUGUGGUACUUGGUCCACAAGGCUCCGGAUAAGUCUGAGCCUCGGGCUUUGGCUGUCGAGUCUAUAAUGGAGAUUGUUAGAGUUAUGGAGGUUCAGGAGCAAGUUGUGUUUGUGGAGUAUGUGGUGAAGAUGACUCAAGGGAAGGCCAGGUUGAGGCUUUUAGCUGUUGACCUUAUUCUGGUGCUGGUUACGUCCUUGAGAGAUGUGAUGGAUUUGGAUUCGGAGAGUGAAGUGAGGGAGUCGUUGGGUUGGAAAUGCUUGGAGGCUUUGAUUCAGCUCUGUUCGGAUGCAAUGGCUGGGAUUCGAGCUCGUGCUUUGUUGAAUUUGUCACAGCUGGUUGGCUUCUUGUCUGGUGAUGAUAGGAGCCGGGAAGUGUUGAAAGAAGUUAUGGGGUUUGGUGAUGCAAUGGAUGAAAGGCAGGAGGGCUGGAUGAAUGAGAUUUUGAGGGCAAGGUGUAUGGAUGAGAAGGCAGCUGUAAGGAGGGCUGCACUUCUUUUGGUUACCAAGUUGAUGGCCAUUCUUGGUAGUGGCUUUGAUAGAGACUUGAUCAAGACUAUGAGCAUGGCUUGUUCUGAUCCACUUGUUAGCAUACGCAAAGCGGCAAUUUCAGCUCUUUCAGUGGUAAGUUUCAUAACAUUCCUGGAUGAUAGCGUGGCUACUGAGUGGCUACAUUCUGUUCCAGCUUUAAUAACUGAUAAUGAGUCUAGCAUUCAAGAAGAAUGUGAAAACUUGUUUGUAGAGCUGGUAUUGGAAAGGGUAUCUGCAGUUGGUUCUGAAAUCAAUACUGACUCAGUACUUCCUGAAGGCAUUUUAAGCCUUUUGAAAGAGAUUUGCAAUGGAGAAGUGGCACCUUGGGUGAAGAAAAUUUUAACAAACUUGGGAAAGAAGAGUCGACUGAAGCACAAAUUUGCUACUGCACUUCAGAGUAUCAUAAGGACAUCUGAGUCUCUCUGGCUCAGUCAAUCCAUGCCUAUAGAGAAAUGGACAGCCCCACCGGGUUCUUGGUUUCUUCUGUCAGAGGUGUCAGCAUACCUUGCAAAAGCAGUUGACUGGGAGUUUCUCUGUCAUCAUUGGCAGCUUUUUGACAAGCAUGGAAUGGGAGGGGAGAUUCAGAGUCCACUUCCACAGGGAUAUGCACAUGAAGAGGGAGGGGGUAUAGAAUCCAGUUCUGUUGCUUGGGCUGGGGAUCUUGUUUUUCUCUUACAGACUAUUUCUAAUGUAUCUGUUGAGCUGCCUUCUGAAGUUGGUGCAGAGUUAGCUCAUGACUUGCUUAAAAGAAUUGAAAAUUUUAACAUGCAUUCAACAGAGGUUAAUGCUCAUGUAAAAGCACUCUGAACAUUGUGCAAGCGGAAGGUUUCAGAUCCAGAGCAGGCUGAUACACUUGUUAAAAGAUGUGUACAUCAGAUUGCCUCAAAAGCUUCCAAGAUAUUAGAUAAUUAUAUAUCCAAGGAGUCAAAUACAACCCGAAAAGGUGGCUUCUUUACGCCACCUAUAAGUGGGAGUAGAAUGGGCAAGAGAGCCAUAACCAUGUCCAAGUCUUUGUCAAAAGUAGUAACAGCAGUCUAUACAAUUGGGUCUUUGGUUAUUAUUUGUCCAUCUGCUGAUAUGAGCACCACCAUUCCACUACUAUAUACCAUCAUCACUUCUGGGAAUUCUGAUCCAAAAGUCAAUAAACUAGCAGGCUCUAUAUAUAGGAUCUCUAAGCAGACAGCACCUUCUUUGUACAUUCCAGCAUGGUUGACUAUGGGGAAGAUUUGCCUUACAGAUGAAAAAAUUGCAAAGACGUAUAUUAAUCCUCUCUUUGUGCAGGAUUUUUAUAGGAAUUAACUUGAAAAGAGUGAUUGUGCAGCCCUUCGCAACAAUCUGGUAGUUGUGAUGGCAGAUUUUUGCAUUCGUCAUACUUCUUUAGUUGAUAGUUAUAUACCAAGGAUCACAAAAUGCCUCCGUGAUCCAUGCGAACUUGUAAGAAGGCAGACAUUUAUACUGCUCUCAAGAUUGUUGCAGAGGGAUUAUGUGAAGUGGAGAGGAGUUCUUUUCCUGAGAUUUCUCUUGUCACUUGUUGAUGAGUCAGAAAAGAUAAAGCAGCUCGCCACCUUUCUUUUCAGCAAUAUCUUGAAAGGUUACAAGCUUUUCUCUUGCUAUCGCAUUUAAUAUUGUGAAGUUGGUUUUUGUCUUCGAUAUGUGACCGUGAAUCUUUUUUUUUUUUUUGUAGAAGCAAUUUUUGUUCUGAAUGACUGCCGUGCCCACAAGGGACAUACUGGUGCUCAGGGUUCACGAGCAGAGAGCCGCCUUUUUUCCAUUAGGGGAAAUGAUGAAGCUUCGAGGUCUAGAAGAAUGUACAUCUAUGUUUCUUUGCUGAAACAAAUGGCUCCAGAGCACUUAUUGCAAACGUUUGUAAAGUUAUGUACAGAGAUCCUUGCUGCAGCAUCUGAUGGCAUGCUCAAUAUAAUCGAUGAUAUUACUGGGCAGGCUGUUCUGCAGGAUGCUUUCCAAAUUAUUGCCUGCAAAGAAAUCCGAAUACCAUCCAACCGUGGGUUAUCAUCUGACACUGGAGAUAUUGAUGAAGAAGGUGGUGAUAAUGGUGGAGCAGCUGCUAAGGGAAGGGCAAUAACUCAAGCACUCAAAAAGGGCCUCAUCCAAAGCACAAUACCCAUCUUUAUAGAGCUGAAGCGGCUAUUGGAAAGCAAAAACAGCCCCCUUGUAGGCUCCCUCAUGGAAUGCCUCCGCAUCAUCCUCAAGGAUUACAAAAAUGAGAUCGAAGACAUAUUAGUUGCUGAUAAGCAGCUCCAGAAAGAGCUGAUAUAUGACAUGCAGAAGUAUGAAAAGGCAAAGGUCAAGUCUACAGCUGCCGAGACUGUUGCCAACCAUCAAAGAACAGUUAGCUUCAACUCUCCCGGUAUAUCCAAGAUUGCAAGCGUGAGACAGGCGCAUAACAAAUCCAUUGGCAGAUUGCAAGGCGACGUGAGAUUAGCUUCGGCAAUGGGAGAUGUAGCUGCUGAAGCCAUAGCAAGGUCAGUGCUCAAGGACAUGAACAAGGGGAGACAGACACCACCUCUCAGCUCUUUAAGCGUGCCUAAGCUCAAGACCUGCGAGGGAGGGCAGAGCUCUCGAAGUGGUGUGCCCUUGGAUGUAUUGGAAUCUGUAAGAAGAAGACAGAAUUUUGACUUUGUUGAGGAGAACUAAAAUAAAGCCGGAAACAGAAAAAAGUUUCCUAGCUUCACCGUGAAACAAGCUGAUUUUGUAUGCUUGUUUGGUGUUUAUUUACACCGUAAUAUAAAUAUAAACUAAGAUCUGAUUGAUUAAU